AUGGCCGUGACAUAUGGAUAUGUCACUCAUGGACAUGAAGACCCAUUGCUUACCAAAGCAUGCGAGCUCUUUCAUAUUGGCAAACAAAUUGUUUCUCCAGAGAAGGCUGCAAUAUUCACAGCCUUUCCUUUCUUCAAAAAAUUACCAUUUUGGUGCUUCAGUGGAGCAUUUUCCCUGAUGAGACACAGUAGAGAAUUAGCUCAACAGCUUUUGAAUGAGGCCUUUGACAAGGUGAAGGCACAGAUAUGCCUAAUUAGCUGGCAUGGACACUACUACAACUGCAUUGUAGACAUUCCUGCUGGCUAUGGUGCUUUAUCCUGGCAUCCAAGCCUGUGCUCAUGUGGAAAUUGA
Suillus subaureus is the source of this 351-nucleotide messenger RNA. RefSeq lists its product as uncharacterized. The transcript has 4 exons. NCBI's taxonomy places the organism in Eukaryota, Fungi, Basidiomycota, Agaricomycetes, Boletales, Suillaceae. The coding region runs from base 1 to 351 and encodes 116 amino acids. The record is from RefSeq and is a predicted model, not a curated record.